Molecule: messenger RNA, 1236 nt
Organism: Rotaria sordida
Lineage: Eukaryota; Metazoa; Rotifera; Eurotatoria; Philodinida; Philodinidae
Source: the annotation of a GenBank genome assembly
AUGGAUGAAUAUUCUUAUCCUCUACCAAAUCACAUGCGUUCCACAUUGAAUUUUUCAAAAUUUAUUGAAGAUUCUGUUGAUGAAUAUUUAGAGGAUCCUAAUUUAAGUGUUUCAGAUAUGAUUGAAAAAUACGAUAUUCUUUUAACGAAUAAUGAUAAAAUUAAAAUGAAAAAAAAUUUACGUUGUGUUGUAUGUAAUGGAAGAGCAUUUGGAUAUAAUUUUGAUCAGAUAUCAUGUGAAAGUUGUAAAGCUUUUUUUCGACGAAAUGCGUUACGAGAUAUAAGUGAAUUACAUUGCAGGUUUUCUGGCAAUUGUAAUAUUACAGUAGAAACUCGACGACAUUGUUCAUAUUGUCGAAUAAAAAAAUGUUUUGCUCUUGGUAUGAGAAAAGAAUCAAUACGAACUGAAGAAGAAAAAUUUAUGAAACGUCUGCAAUUAGAUAAAAAUCGUCGUCAUAAAUAUUCUCAAAAAACAAUUGAAAUUCCAGCAUUAAUGACAAUUGGAAAUUCAAAUAUUCUAAUGAUAUUAAAUCCAAUUGAUCGAACACGUCUUAAUAAUAUAACACAUUGUUAUGAUCAAUUUACUGGUGAACCUAGUUCAAUAACAUAUCAUCCACCAUCAAAUGCUCUUUUCUUACGUCUUGAUGAAUUUUUUAAUCGUAAAAAACAAAUUUUUGUUUAUUUAAUAUCAUAUUUUAAACAUUUACCAGAACUACAAACUUUAAAUGUUGAUGAUCAAGUUUUAUUAAUUAAACAAAAUAUUCGUCUUCUAAUACCAUUAAAUUAUGCUAUACUGAAAACACCUGUAAAUUCAAAAUUUCGUGGUGCACGUAUUCAAACAAUUGGUUGUAUUAAUAAUAUUAAUUUACAUGAAAUAUAUUUAUCAUUAUCAAAUUCUUUUGUUGAAUUUGUUAGAUAUGAUCCAAUUAUGAUUAAAUUAUUAAUUAUUAUUCUAUUUUUUACAACUAAUCCUUUAACAACAAGAUCUAUAUAUGAUCAAGGAGAAUAUAAACAAUUAAAUAAUAUAAAACAGAUUCAAUCAUCAUAUAUUGAAUUAUUAUGGUUAUAUAUGAUUGAAAAAUAUGGUGAACAAAAUGCAGUACAUUUAUUUACAAAAAUGAUCACGAAAUAUUUAUAUCUUCAACUUAUGAUUGAUAGUAUGGAUUCAAUUGUACGAGUAAAUAAUGAUAUACAUAAUAUUGAUUCAUUGAUGCAAUCAUUUUUACAAUUAACAUGA